Emiliania huxleyi CCMP1516 is the source of this 1124-nucleotide messenger RNA. RefSeq lists its product as hypothetical. The record is from RefSeq and is a predicted model, not a curated record. NCBI's taxonomy places the organism in Eukaryota, Haptophyta, Isochrysidales, Noelaerhabdaceae. The transcript is spliced from 6 exons. The coding region runs from base 1 to 960 and encodes 319 amino acids.
AUGACCUCGGUCCCCCAACGGAAGAGGCCUCGCUCCUAUUGGAACACUCCAACAUCAGAUUUGCCUCGCGGCUCCCGUGGUGUACCUGUGUUAGUGCCAUCCGACAAUCAGCAGCCGCAAUUCGUCGCGCUUCGCCGCCUCGCGUGUGCCGGCACCACGGCUGCCAUUGCCGCCGCCGCGACCAACCCUGUGGAGGUGAUCCGAGUUCGCUUUCAGCUCGAAUCGGCUGCGACACGGCCGCCGUCCGUCUAUGACUUUGCUCUCCGCCUCGCCCGGGAUGAAGGCUUGGUGCGCGGGCUGAUGCAGCCCGGCGUCUCUGCUUGGAUGGCGUCGAUGGGCGUCGCCUUCAGGCCGACCGCUCGCACCGACCACCGCAUCCCCGGCGCCUCAGGCGUCUCUACGCCGGCGACCGCCUUUGCGGCGGGCCUCUCGACGGGUGCUCUCACAAACAGCCUCGCCUGCCCCUUCUUCAACGUCAAGGCGCUCCAGCAGUCCGCCCCUUCCUCCUCCUCCUCCCUCGCCGCGUCGCUGGCGUUGGUCAGCCGCUCCGCCGGAUGGGCGGGCCACUACCGCGGCGUGUCCGCGCUCUUCGUCCGUGGCGGCGCCCUCUCCGCGGGCCAGCUUGGAGGCUACGACGCAGCGAAGCGCGCCGUCCGCGCCAACGGACUCGCCGAGGGCGCCGGCACACACGUGCUCUGCUCCCUCCUCGCCGCCGGCUGCGCCGCCGUGCUCUCCCUGCCGCCGGACAUCGUCCUCAACAGGUACCAGGGCGCGCCCGCCGUCGGCGCGCACUACAGCAGCGUCGGCGACUGCGCCUCCCAGCUCGUGAGGAGGGAGGGGGUGCUGUCGCUCUGGCGCGGGCUCGGCCCGCAGUACGCCAAGCUGGCGCCCAUCUUUUUGAUGACGCUGCCGCUCUACGAACAGCUCCGCCGGCUGGCCGGGCUGGGGUACUUGCGCUAACGCCGCGAGCGAGCGGGACGUCCGGGGCCCAGUCAGUGCCGCCCACCGAUGAUGGUUGGCGGCGCCGAGUGCAGCUGCCCGUCCUUCGGGCUCGAGCCCCGCAGCCCUGGCACAAGGAAAAAAAGCUUGGUCCCGUACCCUGCGGGAAAAAAAUCCGCCUGUUG